ACUACUGUCAUGACCAUGGCUACUCUUACUAAAGCUUUAAAACCAAUCUUGGGAAGGCAAUUGGGAAAUACAGCAAAGGUCUUUGGCGCAGCAGUCAAUCAAAGAGGAAAACCUACAUACACAGGACAAAUCAUACCUCCUCCUGCUAAGUAUGGAGGCCGGCAUACUGUAGCAUUGAUUCCUGGAGAUGGGAUCGGACCAGAGCUGCUCAGCCAUGUGCGGGAACUCUUCAGGUUCAGCUGUGUUCCUGUGGACUUUGAGGUGGUGAAUGUAAAUUCUUCUUCAACCAGUGAGGACGACAUCAACAAUGCCAUUAUGGCCAUUCGGCGCAAUGGAGUUGCUCUAAAGGGGAACAUCGAGACCAACCACACAAUGCCCCCUAACCACAAGUCAAGGAACAAUCUUCUACGCACGAGUCUGGAUCUGUAUGCCAAUGUGAUGCAUUGCCAGUCGCUUCCUGGAGUCCAGACGCGCCACAAAAAUAUUGACAUCAUCAUUAUCAGAGAGAACACAGAGGGCGAGUACAGCAGUCUGGAGCAUGAGAGUGUAUCAGGAGUUGUAGAGUGUCUGAAAAUCAUCACAAGGAACAACUCCCUCCGCAUCGCAGACUAUGCCUUUAAACUGGCCCGAGAGAAAGGUCGCCGCAGGGUCACGGCUGUCCACAAGGCUAACAUCAUGAAACUGGGGGAUGGGCUGUUUUUGCAGUGCUGUAAGGAGGUGGCCUCUGGGUACCCUGACAUUGAGUUUGAUAGUAUGAUUGUAGACAACACCACCAUGCAGCUUGUUUCCAAGCCCCAACAGUUUGAUGUCAUGGUAAUGCCUAAUCUCUAUGGCAAUGUAGUCAGCAAUGUGUGUGCCGGGCUGGUGGGUGGACCUGGUCUGGUGCCUGGUGCCAACUACGGACGAGACUAUGCCGUGUUUGAAACGGCCACCAGGAAUACAGGAAAGAGCAUUGCCAACAGGAACAUCGCCAACCCCACUGCUAUGCUGCUUGCCAGCUGCCUCAUGUUAGAUCAUCUAAAGAUUCAUGACUAUGCCACCAUGAUCCGAGGUGCAAUUCUCACAACUAUGAACGAGACCAGGUUGCACACAGUUGACAUUGGGGGGCAGGGCACUACCUCAGAAGUAGUUCAGUCUAUCAUGAGGCUCAUCGAGAGCGGUGGUCCCCUCACCACUGAGAUCUAAGCUGAGUCAGCAUCACUUCACAACUCUUUGAUGCAUCAGCUUCAUAAGGACAUCUGCACUUCAUUUUAUGACUCAAUAACAUGCUUUCACUUGAGACAAGAGAUUUAUUCUUGAAUCCAGCAGCCUUUAUGGGGAUCAGGGGUGGAGAUGGCGUCACAUGAACUUCAGUCCCAAGAAAACGAUUCUAGAUUCAUUUGAAAUGCAGCAUACUUCAGCAUUGUGCUUGUGGUGUUUCUUGGGCAUAGUGGUCUUUCCUCGGGAACUGCAGAGCUUUUAGAUUUAUCAUAUUGUAUUUAAAUGGUUAUAUUGUUUUAAAUGCUAUGCUAAUGCAGUAUUUAUGAUGAUGUUCUUGCAUUGGGUUUCUGUUUUUUGCUGCUCAAUUGCAUUCCAAAUUGUAUCCGUUCUUACCAUGUUAUCCACAAACACAAUGUAUUCAUUUUGGGUUCAUAACUUUUAUGUUUACUUCAUUAACCCUGAAUAAGAUGAACAAAACUCCAACUGUCCAUUUACAAAAUUAUACUUGUAUAAACUACUGCAUUUUACUUUUCUAACUGCCUUACAGUGUUGGGUGUUUAAAUGGACUUCAUAUUCUGGAUGUCCAUCAGAUGAUAUUUUUUUCGUUAGACUUUAUACUAUAGUAUUAUUUAAGCUUAAUACUUAAUGUUGGUCUACUGUUGCAUCAUUUAGUUUGGACCUUUAUGUUAAUUUACUGUCUUUUGAUAUGCAGUGCUUAAUUGUAUUAUUGGUAAGUUCUCA
This is a messenger RNA of Ctenopharyngodon idella (grass carp), 1941 nucleotides long. RefSeq names its product isocitrate dehydrogenase (NAD(+)) 3 non-catalytic subunit gamma (gene idh3g). The record is from RefSeq and is a predicted model, not a curated record. The transcript has 14 exons. Lineage: Eukaryota; Metazoa; Chordata; Actinopteri; Cypriniformes; Xenocyprididae. Gene Ontology annotation, biological process: tricarboxylic acid cycle; isocitrate metabolic process. The coding region runs from base 10 to 1185 and encodes 391 amino acids. Gene Ontology annotation, cellular component: mitochondrion. Gene Ontology annotation, molecular function: NAD binding; oxidoreductase activity, acting on the CH-OH group of donors, NAD or NADP as acceptor; magnesium ion binding.